CCGCCCACUCAGGAAAACGGAUCUAUCCUUCACUGACAGAUGAUCAACCGCACAUGUUAUCGCUUUCUCACGAGUUAACAAUUAACCGAGCUGCUGUUUAAUGUUGUAUGAUGUCUCUGUUUACUGUCUGAGUGCAUUUAACAGUGUUCAGAUCCAUCAUGGCAGCUCUGCGUGCAGCAAAACAAGCUCUGAGAAGAGAAAUCAAGAGUCGAGUGUCUGCAGUCAGCGACCAGGAGAAACUCAGACAGUCUCGAGUUGUUUCACAAAAGUUGUUCAGGCAUCCCAAAUACCUGUCCAGCCAGCGUGUGGCCGUCUUCCUGAACAUGCAUGAUGAGGUCGCCACAGAGGAGAUCCUGCAGGACAUCUUCAGGAGGGGGAAAACCUGCUUCAUUCCCAGAUACUUCACCAAGAGCACUCAUAUGGACAUGUUACGCCUGAAGGACAUGGAGGAUAUGGAGACGCUUCCUCUCACGGCCUGGAACAUCCGUCAGCCUGGAGAUGACGACAAACACCGAGACGAAGCUCUGGAUACAGGAGGGCUAGAUCUUAUCCUCAUGCCUGGUUUGGGAUUUGAUAAGAGCGGGAAUCGGCUUGGCAGGGGAAAGGGUUUUUACGACACGUAUCUGGAGCGCUGCAGGACGCACCCCAAGGGAAAGCCGUACACCAUCGCCUUGGCCUUCAAAGAGCAGAUCUGUGCCGAGAUCCCAGUGGGAGAACAUGAUAUUCUCAUUGAUGAAGUUCUGCACGAAGACGUGUGAUCCACCUGACCGGUCAGAGCUUUAUUACAGCACAGCUCAGUUACAGAUUCAACAUUGAACAAAUUAUGAACUCAUUUCUGAAUGAAAUGCAUCAAGAUCUUUUGUAUGCAAUACAUAUUUCAAUCAAAGAUUUGCUGUAUCAGCAUAUGUUUUUGCUAAACUCUGACUACCAAAAGGCUAAAUAAACAGUCUGUCCACACAUUAAAUAUAAAUUGUCAUUUUUUUGUU
Danio aesculapii is the source of this 986-nucleotide messenger RNA. RefSeq names its product 5,10-methenyltetrahydrofolate synthetase (5-formyltetrahydrofolate cyclo-ligase) (gene mthfs). The transcript is spliced from 3 exons. Lineage: Eukaryota; Metazoa; Chordata; Actinopteri; Cypriniformes; Danionidae. Gene Ontology annotation, biological process: folic acid-containing compound biosynthetic process; tetrahydrofolate interconversion. Bases 159 to 758 code for a protein of 199 amino acids. Gene Ontology annotation, cellular component: mitochondrion. The record is from RefSeq and is a predicted model, not a curated record. Gene Ontology annotation, molecular function: 5-formyltetrahydrofolate cyclo-ligase activity.